AUGAGUGAAUUUGUGGAUUUAUCUCUUGAUGAAAUAAUUGCAUUGCAAAAAUCAAAAGCGAAACGUGGAGGAAGGAACUUUGGUGGAACGCGAGGAGUUAAGCGACGACUGAAUCGUCGAUUCCCAGAUCGGCGAACACAGGGUAAUAGGUUUCAACGCAAUAUUACGAAACGUGUUGGCGAGGUAUGCAUCGUACAGGUAUCGAAUCUUGGUCCAUUAGUUACUACUGCCGAUUUACAAGAACUAUUCAGUGAGCAUCCAUAUGUGGAUGUCGCAAUGCAGUAUGGUGAUGAUGGCAAAACACUUGGUACAGCUGUAGUAAUAUUUUCGACAUUUGAGCAAGGGAUGCGGCUUAAACGACAGUUUGCUGGAGUAAAAUUGGAUGGUCGGGUUAUGGAUAUAUUCGUCAGUUCAAGUGAUCAGAAAGCGCGUAUUAAUUCUGUCCAACGAGGUCGAAUAACAAAAAGAAGAAUUGCAUCGCAACGAGGCAAAAAAAUUGGAUCAAAAAUGGGCAAAUUUAAUAGAAGUUUUCGUUUUUCUAAACGUCAAAAUGAAAAUAAUACGCGUAAGCAGAUGACAACCGAAGAACUCGAUCGUGAUCUCGAUGCUUAUAUGCGCGGAUCAAAGCAUGCAAAAAUUGUCGCUCCAUAA
This is a messenger RNA of Dracunculus medinensis (Guinea worm), 651 nucleotides long. NCBI's taxonomy places the organism in Eukaryota, Metazoa, Nematoda, Chromadorea, Rhabditida, Dracunculidae. The record is from the annotation of a GenBank genome assembly.